Molecule: messenger RNA, 1026 nt
Organism: Alternaria ventricosa
Lineage: Eukaryota; Fungi; Ascomycota; Dothideomycetes; Pleosporales; Pleosporaceae
Exons: 1
Coding region: 1-1026 (341 amino acids)
Source: RefSeq, a predicted model, not a curated record
AUGGUCGAUCCCAUCAAAGUCGUAACUGGGGACUCAGUCGUGACGCCCAGCAAGGCUUUUGCACCAGAACUCCAGGAUACCAAAGUCACAUCUCCGACGUCCGACUCUAGCGGCGAUACCCUUCAUGACGAGAGCUCUGACGUUCGCUCCAGCGGCGAUGGUCUUGAGACUCCUAAUAGCCCCAUCAGCCCAGACAACCUCAACUUCAACGGUUUGGCCAUCGGCGGUGGUGUUGAUCUCCGCAGGAGCACCGUAGACCGCUACACUAACCCUCAUCAGCGCGGACAGAAGCAACACAACGAGCCGAGUGUGUAUGGUCCUCCUGGUCGUGGGUUCGGUGGCAACAAUCGAUUCGGAGCUGGCUACAACGGUCGAGGAGGUGGUGGUGCGGGUAGUUACCGCAACUCUCGUACUUGGAUGUCCCCGGACGCACAGGUCCAGCAAGAGUUUCUCAUGAUCCGUAAUGCAAUGCGCCGACUCUUCAAGAACUCUGACGUCUCAAAGUGGAAGUUGAGCGACUAUGUUGCUCACAAAGAGGCCAUGCUAGCAUCGCAGGCGAACAAGCUCGCAAACCAGGUCAAGAGCAAGGAAGACGCCCGUUUCAUAUCCUCCCCCAUCUCCUCUGACAUCCAGAAGACGCUCACUAGGUGCGGUCUAGAAGGCAACUUCGAAGAGAUUGGAAACUACGGCCGCGCUCUAGGUGAACAAACCAUCUGGUGCAACGACUGGGAGAACGGCAAGGACGAAAUCGCUCCGUGGCCCUCAAUGGCUGAAAUGAAGUGGGAGGGCGAUGACCGAGCUAAGACAGGUGUUGGUCGCUUCCUUCCUCUUCCCCGCGAGGAGGGUCCUCCGGGUCUCAUGUGGAACCAGCUCCCCGCCAUCGAGCAGUACCCCAUGGACCAGGUUUGCAAGAUCCCCACCAUGGAAGACGUCUACCUCCCCGUUGACUACCACAUCGAGCCAGACCACGAGUACCUCUGGAACAAGGGUCUGGAGAAGGAGAUGGACGACUUCCUGGAGUCAUAA